AUGUCCGCUUUCAGCACGAUCACAGUGAAGGAGCUACAUCCUACCUUCGCCGCCGAAGUGCAAGGUGUCGAUUUCCAGAACUUGUCAGACAAGCAGUUUGACGAGGUCUAUGGCGUCUGCGUCUUUCGCAAGACUGGUUUGAGUGACGCUAAGCACGUCGAAUUCUCCCGAAGGCUAGGUGAGCUCGACCACACGAGGCGCUACAUGGUAGCUGGUCGUAAAUCUCGUUAUGAAUUCUACGAGCUUUUCGACGCUGGCAAUAUAGACGAGAAUGGUGGUGUCCUAGACCCAAAUAGCCCGAAGGCACAGUUCGGCAAGGGUAAUGCACUCUUCCAUGUCGAUUCAUCUUUUAAUCCUCGGCGAUCAUCCUUUUCCUGCCUCCGAGCAAUCACCAUCCCACCACCAAAUCAGGGCCUGGGUGGCAACACUGACUUUGCCGACUCCCGUACCGCCUGGGACGAUCUUGAUAAUGCUACUAAGCAAGAUCUCCUGGAUAAUGACUACGUUGGUGCCCACACGAUCGCUUACUCUCGCAAGCUUGGAAGCCCCGAGUUUUUCAAAGACCUGGACCCAACCAAGGACGGCUUCAGUAGACACAGGAUCCUGCAGAAGCAUGAGCCGUCCGGACGCAUGAACCUGUAUAUCGCAGCGCAUAUGCAUCACAUCGAAGGCCUACCCGAGGAUAAGUCCACGGCGCUCAGAAAUAAACUUCUUGACCACGUCAGCCAGGAGAAGUAUACUGUCAGCUUGGGCUGGGAGAACGAGUCCGACAUGAUUAUCUGGGACAACAGGUGCACACUGCACCGUGCCGCUGGAGGCGCGUUCGAGGGCAAGUACAAGCGUGACUUGCGGCGCACCACCGUUCACGACGAUAGCCCGACGGCUUGGGGUCUCAACAAGGUCGACAUGAGCUUCACCGAACCGAAGAAGACGGCGGAUGCUGCGCACGAGGCAAUUGCUAAGAAGUUGGGCUUCCAGCACGAGGCGCCGAAGACUGUUGAUGUCAAUGCUUGA
Molecule: messenger RNA, 1014 nt
Organism: Cyphellophora europaea CBS 101466
Lineage: Eukaryota; Fungi; Ascomycota; Eurotiomycetes; Chaetothyriales; Cyphellophoraceae
Exons: 3
Coding region: 1-1014 (337 amino acids)
Molecular function (GO): oxidoreductase activity
Source: RefSeq, a predicted model, not a curated record